This is a messenger RNA of Adineta steineri, 909 nucleotides long. Lineage: Eukaryota; Metazoa; Rotifera; Eurotatoria; Adinetida; Adinetidae. The record is from the annotation of a GenBank genome assembly.
AUGGCAACAACUGUUAGUGAAAAUCAACGACAUCGUAAAAAAGAAAAUUUUUUAAGACAAUUUCGCGAUGAACAAAGUAAAGAAUUUAAACAAUUAACUGCAAUACAAUUUAUGGAAAUUUGGAGUCAUUAUGAUACGGAUGGUAAUGGUUUCAUUGAAGGACAUGAAUUAGAUAAUCUUCUUCGUGAGCUUGCAGCAUCUGUUAAUCUAAGUGAUACAGGUCCUGAAGUGAUAUCAGAUAGUGUUUUACGGGAACUAAAAGAAUGUUUUUUAGAAGCUUAUGAUGAAAAUGCAGAUGGUCGGAUUGAAAUUGGAGAAUUAGCAGAAAUAUUACCUACAGAAGAAAAUUUUCUCCUACUUUUUCGUAAAGAUAAUCCACUUGAUUCAAGUGUUGAUUUUAUGAAAGUAUGGAAACAAUUCGAUACAGAUUGUUCAGGUUAUAUUGAAGCUGAUGAAUUAAAACAAUUUAUUAAAACACUUUUAAAUAGACGGCAAGGAAAUAAAAUAACUGAAGAGAAAUUAAUUGAAUAUACAGAUACAAUUUUACAUAUUUUUGAUGCAAAUGGUGACGGAAAAUUACAAUUUAGUGAAAUGACGAAACUUUUACCUGUAAAAGAAAAUUUCUUGUUACGCCCUAUUUUUAAGGGUUGUUCAUUAUUAACAUCACAAGAUCUUGAUAAAGUGUUUCAACUUUAUGAUAAAGAUGGAAAUAAUAUUAUAGAAGAAGAAGAAUUAGAUGGUUUUGUCAAAGAUCUUAUGGAUCUUGUUAGAAAAGAUUAUGAUAAUGAUGAUUUACAACAAUUCAAACGAUCAUUAUUAAAUGGGUGCGAUAUUAAUCGAGAUAAAAAGCUUAGCAAACCUGAACUUAAAAUGGUUCUAUUAGCUUUAAGUCAAUCGCCUGAUGCUUAA